AUGGAUGCAACUAGUUCCAAGUAAGUAUACUGUAUAAAGGUAGCGUUUUUCUCAACUGAUAUCUCCUCUCCCUUAAUGCGCACUAUACUAUGUAAUUUAAUUACUAACUAGAAGCUAUUUGUUAUUUUAGGAAUGAGUCACCUUCACAUAAGGCUGGUAAAGGUAAAAAGUUUCUAUUAUCUGAAAAGCAUACAUGACUUUAACAUUUGAAUUUUAUGUCACCUAUUCCCGUCGUAUAACCCUAUACUAAAACUACUUUCCAAAUCGGUACUGUAAUAUGUAAUAAUUAUUUAUUUUGCAGAUCCACACCCUGAGGGUUAUGUCCAUACUCUAAGUCCUAUACAGUCCUCCAGCAAGUCAAGCAUAAAGUACUUUGACUUCAAAUUGCAAACUAGUGAUGAAGAAAGCGUUAGAAUGGUCUGUUAUUCACCUGAAAAAAGAAUGAAGCUUCAACAACAUUUUAAAAACAAGUCUCCUGUUAAAAUUCAAGGUACAAAACGAAGCAGAACCAAAGAGAACGAAUAUUCCAUCUCCAAAGCAGCCACGAUUGCACCUUCGACUGUAGCAUUUUCAUACAAUGACAUAGUUGCAAGCCGACUCUCCACUGUACAAGAAUGUCUCGACGCAAGACUUUACGACAAAGUUGACGUGGAGGCAAGAGCUUUUGAAAUCCGAGAAAAAACCUGUUAUUUACCAAGGCAAAACAAAGUAUAA
This is a messenger RNA of Paramuricea clavata, 714 nucleotides long. Lineage: Eukaryota; Metazoa; Cnidaria; Anthozoa; Malacalcyonacea; Plexauridae. The record is from the annotation of a GenBank genome assembly.